ACGUACCUUGGGAUUUCUUUACCGGAAACUACUAGGCACCGCACGUGUGGUUUGUACGUGAAGUCGUAGUGGCGAUGGGGAAGAGAAGGCAAAAAAGUCAUAUUUUUAAUAAUCUGACUAAAAAACAAAAGAAGCAUCUAAAAGAAUUCGGAGAGCAACACCCUUUCCAUGACAACGUCAAUGAAAAGUCCGAGAAGACACAAAUUGUGAAUCUGCCGGAGAGCCCGGAGCAGUCCAGCGCGGAGAGUGACGCGGAGAGCGAGCCUGAGUGCGCGUCCGCCUACCAGAAGCUGCUGUCGACUCUGAGCAAGCCUACUGUGGAGGAGGAGGAGGAGGAAGAAGAGAGUGAAGACGAAGAAAGCGAGAGUGAAGAAGAAGAACUGGAGAAUGGAGAAGAAGGUGGGAGCGACAGUGGCGAAGAGGAUGACGAAGACGAAGAGGGCGACGAGGUAGAUAAAACACCUGGAGAGCAGGAGAGAGAGGGCGAGGAGAUGGAAGAGGGAAAGGAGGGUGAGGAAGAGGAAGACGGCGAACGUGCCGGCGGGGACGACGUCGCGCUGGCCGAGGAGUUUACGGACAAAGAGCACGAGUCGCAGUUCAGUCUGGAGACAAACUUCCAGGAGGAAGGGGAGGAGCCAGAGGCUCCGGGUGCCCCAGCGCUGCAGGAUGACGCCCACGGUACGCUUCCUUUUUCCUGGGCCUCAGGGCCAGACGCACCCCAGCGCCAGGAGGGCUGCCUUCUUUUGAAGCUGUCGCACAUCCACUGGUGCAGUAGCUUUUUCAUGAACGUGCGUAAAAGAAGUUAUAAAUGGACUGAAGUUUGCUGUUCUCUCUCUCUCUCUGUGUGCCCAGACCUCUUUGUACAGCACCUGGACACAGAGCUUAGUGAAGACGAAGUGAAGAGGGCACAAACCGGGAGCAGAGCCAGGACCCAGACCAGGUGGCCGAGAUUGGGGUCCCUGGUGUUCACCUCCACCGUGGAGCGCUUCAGCACCCUCGGCAAGGAGAUUGGCAGGACUCCGCCCCGCCUCCACAAGGCCCUGGAGGCCAACUGGCCCGCCGCAAACAAGGCCUCCCUCCCCCAGGGGGCGCCGGAGGAUGUGAGUCCCCUGCAGCAGGAGCUGCUGGGCCUGAUGGGCUCCUACCGGGACGUGUACUUUCCGGAGAGCGCGCCCCUGGCGGAGGCGCCGCAGGUGCGGAGCGCCUACUGCCUGCACGCCCUCAACCACGUGCUGAAGGCCAACUCGCGCGUCCUGGAGCACAACACCCAGCUGAGGGAGCGCCAGGCCGGGGACGACCACCAGGGGGAGCUCCGGGACCAAGGCCUGACUCGCCCCAAGGUUCUGAUCCUGGUUCCGUUUCGGGACAGCGCCCUGCGGGUGGUGCAGACCCUCAUCAGCCUCCUGGAGCCCCGCGGCCGCAAGAUGGACGUCAGCAACAAGAAGCGCUUUAAGGACGAGUUCGGAGAGGAGCCGGGCGACCGGCCGCCCACCCUCACCAGGCCUGAGGACUACCACGCCGUCUUCUCCGGCAACGUGGACGACCACUUCAGGAUAGGCGUGUCAAUACUGCGGAGGAGCCUACGCCUCUACGCCCCCUUCUACUCCUCCGACAUCAUCAUCGCGUCCCCGCUGGGCCUGCGCACCGUGUUGGGGACGGAGGGGGAGUCCGUGCGGGACUUCGACUUCCUGUCCUCCAUCCAGCUCCUGGUGGUGGACCAGGCCGACGUCUUCCUCAUGCAGAACUGGGAGCACGUGCUGCAUGUGAUGAAGCACCUGAACCUGCAGCCGCUGGACGCUCACGGGGUGGACUUCUCUCGGGUGCGCAUGUGGAACCUGAACAACUGGGCUCAGUGUUACCGGCAGACCCUGGUGUUCAGCGCCGUGCAGGAACCCCAGAUCAAUAACAUCCUCUCCAAGCACUGUUUCAACUACAGGGGCCAGGUUGCUGUGAAGAAUUUGCCCAAAACGGGGUCCAUCUGCCAGGUUGUGGUCCAGCUGCCUCACGUCUUUCAGAGAUUCAGUUCUGACAGCUUUAUGGAUCAGGACGCUAGGUUCCGGUUCUUGGUGGAUAAGGUGCUGCCGCAGUACCGGGACGCGGUCAUGGGCCACACGCUCAUCUACGUGCCGUCCUACUUUGACUUCGUGCGCCUGCGCAACCACCUGAAGAGGGAGGAGGUGAACUUCGCCUCCCUGUGCGAGUACUCCAAGCGGGCGGAGGUGUCCCGCGCCCGGCACUUCUUCCAGAAGGGAGACACGCAGUUCCUGCUCUUCACCGAGCGCUUCCACUUCUACAAGAGGUACAGGAUAAAGGGGAUCCAUAACCUGAUCUUCUACGGGCUGCCCACGUACGCGCACUUCUACAGCGAGGUGUGCAACAUGCUGCAGGCUGGGGCCAGCGGGGAGGAGGCCAGCUGGACCUGCACGGCGCUGUACUCCCGCUACGACGCGCAGCGGCUGGCCGCCGUCGCCGGGGCCGACAGGGCCGCGCUCAUGCUGCGCUCCCAGAAGGCCGUGCACCUGUUCGUCACGGGGGAGGACAAGGCCCUCUGAGGGGCGGCGGGGAGGGGCGGGGUGUUCGGGGGAGGGCCUUUCCUGAGGCGCUGAAACGGGCGCUCGUCCCGAUGUCACUUCCGCCUCCCGUUUCCUGUUUCGUGUGACCGAGCUCGCCGCUCAAGCGACGGGGCUGCGUUGGAGGGCCGAGGUGCCGGGCUCCUGUUCGGCACGCCUCGCUCCCGUGAAGCUGAACCCGUCCUCUCCGUCCCGCCGGGACUGCAGCCAAGGCCGUCCCGAGCUUUGGUACCCGGGGGCGUGGUCAGAGAAAGAGUGCGAUACGCACUUCCUGCCUUCACCCAAUCAGCAUCGCUGCUCAAGUGGUCUCUAACACCUUCAAAUAACUUUAAAUACCGAUAAUAAUUGUUUCUAUUCUCAUUCGUUGUUUUGACACCUUGAGUAUUUUACAGUUCAUGUUUCACAGUACAUUUUCCAUGAAAAUUUGUGGAAUUGUUAUUUUUUUUAAAUGUAACUGAAAGGAGGAAUCUGUUUUGUGCCGUCGGUUGUUCAGGAUGUCCGUAUUUAUGUAAUUCUUGGCUGUCAUACCUGUGAAUAAACAAAACGCUGUAAAAUGA
Anguilla anguilla (European eel) is the source of this 3127-nucleotide messenger RNA. It is a transcript of the gene utp25, whose product is annotated as UTP25 small subunit processor component. The record is from RefSeq and is a predicted model, not a curated record. Gene Ontology annotation, molecular function: U3 snoRNA binding; rRNA binding. Lineage: Eukaryota; Metazoa; Chordata; Actinopteri; Anguilliformes; Anguillidae. The transcript has 12 exons. The coding region runs from base 75 to 2552 and encodes 825 amino acids. Gene Ontology annotation, biological process: maturation of SSU-rRNA from tricistronic rRNA transcript (SSU-rRNA, 5.8S rRNA, LSU-rRNA). Gene Ontology annotation, cellular component: nucleolus; small-subunit processome.